AGCUGCCUUAAAAAUUUUUAUUAAAAAAUGUAAACAAACAUUGUUAGCUGAGGGAGGGGAAGGGAGUAAAACCAGAGCGCUUUCUGAAUUUGUCAGUUUUCUCAUCCAGGUCUAGAUAGAUUUCCAGGUAAAAGCAGAUGGGCCAGGAGUGGCCUGUAGGGUUUUGUUCAGUGAAAGCCUCUCUACCCAUGGCUGUAAGAACCUGAAUUUUCAAACACCUUUCCCAUUUUAACUUCAGCUGAGAGAUAUUAGAGGGAAAAUACAUUUCAGGCAAUGAUAGAAAAGAACAACUUAUUUUAAAAUUACUAGUUAUUGAUUUAUUCUUAAUAAUUUCAUAAAUUUACUAAUGUACAAAUAAUUCUGAGUUCUUAACAUGUGCCAGGCGUUCUGCUAGGCCUGCUCUAGGCUUGAACGGCAUUAUCCCCAUUUACAGAUGCAGACGCCACUGAGGCCCAAAGAGGUUAGGUGACAGCUCGGAUCGCCAAGCUAGUGUGGCAAGGGCAGGAGCGACUCCCUCCUCCCCUACCUCCCUACCCCCCGCCGCGCAACGUCUUUUGACCGUAACAGAGCUCUUCUGCACGUCACGUCCAUAUACCCAUGUUUGAUUCUACUCUGUCCAUACUAGCUGGGAGACUUUCCCUGAAUUCGGAGGGGCCCGUUUAGUUAAGAGCAAGUGGGCCUCAGUAUCCCCAUCUGUGAGAUGGGGCUGCCCUGCCCAAGCGCCGUCUCCUGCCUCAGCCUUUUGGUGCUGGCCCAAAAGAGGGCGGCAACCCCCUUGGGGGCGAGGAGCGGCGGCUCUGGCGCAGGUCUUCCGGCCGCCCCGGGAGGGAGGAAACGGACGGGCGGCAGGGGGCGGGUUUUCGGCGGGGCUUACCCUGAGGCGGGCGCGUCGCGGAGGCCUGCGCGGCCAUGGCGCUCCCGCUCGCAGCUCUGCGCGUCCUGUUGGGCGGCUUCUUCGCGCUCACGGGGGCGGCCAAGCUCUCGGAGCAGAUCUCGGCUCCGGUGUCAGAGCAGAUGAAAGCCCUGUUCGUGCAGUUCGCUGAGGUGUUUCCACUGAAGGUGUUCGGCUACCAGCCAGAUCCCAUGAGCUACCAAGUGGCUGUGGGCUGGCUGGAACUGCUAGCUGGGUUGCUGCUGGUCCUGGGCCCACCGAUGCUGCAAGAGAUCAGCAACUUGCUUUUGACACUGCUCAUGAUGGGGGCUAUCUUCACUUUGGUGUCUCUGAAAGAAUCACUGAACACCUGCAUCCCAGCCAUCGUCUGCCUGGGGCUCCUGCUGCUGCUGGAUAUCUGCUAGCUCUUAGUCCAAACUAAAAAGAUGUUCAGACACCCUAGGAGGAAGUCUCCAAGUGCAUUCAAGGAAUCCUGGGAGUAGAGUCUGUCUUGCCUCCUCAUGCCAUGUCACUGCCAAAGCAGGAACAUGGUGGAACACAGAAUGUCACCUUGUUACCAGUACACCCAAGGUUGGCCAGCGUUGAAGUAGACAUCUGGUCUACCUGGCCCUGCUUUGUCUCUUGGACAUUUACUGCUCUUUUUUGAGGGGUACAUGUUACAUAUUCUAGCAUUCCUCAUGUCAUAUGAAAAUAGAAAAUAAAUUUAAAUCACCCAAACUUUUAAUGCCCCCAAAUAACUACUUUCAAUUCCUUUGUAUAACUGUACCUCCCAGUUUUUUCUGUGCCUUUAUACAGAUGUUUUUAAAUGAAAAUGAGACCAUAUAUACUACUUUAUUAUCUGCUUUUUAAACCUAAUACACUGUAAUACCAUUCUCUGUCUGUUUUA
Messenger RNA from Aethalodelphis obliquidens (Pacific white-sided dolphin), 1778 nucleotides. RefSeq names its product transmembrane protein 35B (gene TMEM35B). The coding region runs from base 910 to 1296 and encodes 128 amino acids. The transcript is spliced from 3 exons. Lineage: Eukaryota; Metazoa; Chordata; Mammalia; Artiodactyla; Delphinidae. The record is from RefSeq and is a predicted model, not a curated record.